CGGACCGACAAGGAGAGGGGAGGUGGCCCUAGCCCGCUAGCGCGGCGAGAGAGAGACGAAGGCAAAGGCGUACCGAGAGCGAGUGCGGACUCAGGGGGCAAGCGUCGGCACGGCGUGCGUCCAGUGUGUCUCUCUUUACGCCCUUCCGCGGGCAUUAUUUUUUAAAAUUUUUUAAUGUGGCUGAAAACCCGCUCGCGACAGCGGGGGUGGUGACGACGUGGUAGUCUUAAAUACACCGCUAAUUUAAAGUCAUCGAGGCGAGUCGAUAAAGAACUUCCAGAGACUCCGGUUUAUCCGGAAAAACCGUCGAAAAGAUUGCGGCAUGACGACGGUGAAGACGCAGACCAGGCGCGCAUAGCCACGAGGGAGAGGUUUAAAGCGCGCGCGAACACAACUUGAGCCCGGCGGUUGUUUUUGUUUUGAAACCUGCCGGCCGCCAUCUUGGAAGGAAGGAAGGCACGAAAGAAAAAAAAAAGAGAGGGAAGAGCCACGCAUGCGAGCGGCGUGUGAAACGGCGUAGCGGUUCCUAACCCUCGUGUGAACCACCCCCGCAGCCAUGAUCAAGCUGCUGGGAGGACUCAAGGACUACCUGAAGUGGCAGGACAUAGUGACGGACAACGCCGUGUUCCGUCUGCACAACCUGUUCACGACGGUGCUCCUGCUCACGUGCUCCAUAAUCAUCACCGCCAACCAGUUCGUCGGCAACCCCAUCCAGUGCAUCGUGGGCAAGGACCUGCCCAGCCACGUGAUCAACACCUACUGCUGGAUCACGUCGACCUUCACGAUGCCCGACGCCUUCCUGCGGCAGGUGGGGCGCGAGGUGGCGCACCCGGGCGUCGCCAACGACUUCGGAGACGAGGACGCCAAGAAGUACUACACCUACUACCAGUGGGUGUGCUUCGCGCUGUUCUUCCAAGCGGUGCUGUGCUACACCCCCAAGUGGCUCUGGGACUCGUUCGAGGGCGGCCUCAUGUCCACCAUCGUCAUGGGGCUGAACGUGGGCCUCUGCAAGGAGGAGGAGAAGAUCAAGAAGAAGAAGGUGCUCAUGGACUACCUGUUGCGACACUUGAAGAGACACAACAUGUACGCAAUCCGCUACUUCAUGUGCGAGGCGCUGUGCCUGGUGAACAUCAUCGGGCAGCUGUACUUCAUGAACCACUUCUUCGACGGCGAGUUCUUCAGUUACGGCCUGCGCGUGAUGGCCUUCUCGGAGCAGGCCCAGGAGGAGCGCGUCGACCCCAUGGUGUACGUCUUCCCGCGCGUCACCAAGUGCACCUUCCACAAGUUCGGAGCCUCGGGCACCAUCCAGAAGCACGACUCGCUCUGCGUGCUGCCGCUCAACAUCGUCAACGAGAAGACGUACAUCUUCAUCUGGUUCUGGUUCAUCAUCCUGGCGGUGCUGCUGUCGGGGUUGGUGGUCUACCGGGCGAUCAUCCUGUGUCUGCCGGGGGUGCGCCCGAGGCUGCUGCACGCGAGGAACAGGAUGGUACCUCGGGAGAUAGCCGAGUCCUUGUCGCGCAAGACGGACAUCGGCGACUGGUGGGUGCUGUACAUGCUCGGCCGCAACCUGGACGCCAUCAUCUACCGCGAGCUCGUGUCCGAGCUGGCCAAGAAAAUCGAGACUGCCGCCAGCAACAGCCCCUGAAGAUUCUCGCGGGCGGUUCGUGGCACAACUGUAGCCCGUCGCGGUGAAACUGGACUUCUUCGGAGGCGCCCUUCUCCCUCACGCGUAUAACAGCAAAGAACUUAAGAGAUACCCUCUUGGAUUCAGCAGUUUUCGGUUAUGUUACUUUCCUUCAGUAUGGUUCACAAGCCGCCAUUUUGUUCUAGACCGCUGAUGACUAGUCUCGGGUGUGUCUCUUAAAUCAUCUGAGUGAAAUUAAAUCUCAAACUCUAGAUGGGCGUAAUUAGGCACAGGCACCUUAGCGACAAGUCUUUUUAUUGCCUAUUAUUUAAAUUUUACCUCCGUUUAAGUUAGGUUGGGACCACAACCGUUAAAAGAGUGACUUUUUAAAAACUAUAUCACAUUUUUAGUACUUCUUGAAAAUUAGUUAAAUACUGAACCCAAUUAUUCCAGAAAAGGCGAAAAAAUGCUCGUUGAAGCCUAGUACUGGCAACUUCAAGCAUUUCAGUUGAACAAAAUGCGAUGCCUCAGUAAAGAGAACUGACUUGAAAAUUGCUGAAUCUAAGAUGGUGUCUCUGUAUCUAAGGUGGUGGGAUCCCCUCCAGCUAGGAUAUUUUCGUAUCCUGCCGUAAAUUUCGUAACAUGUACCAUUUUAAACCUCAUUAUGGCAUACAUUAUAAUGUAUGACUUAAAGGAUUGUGGCAUCUACGGACUGAGUGACGUGCAUGCAUUACAUCUGUUGUGAGUCACACGGUAUGAAAUACAGUGCAUUACUUUUGAUUACGGUUACCGACAUGGGUGGAGAUUCUUCCCCCCCCCCCCCUGUAUCAAAAAGGAGGGCCCGGUUUCGCUUGCAAAAUCUAACUGUGAAACAAGAAUGUUAAACGUGAUUUGCUCCAUAUUCAAAGCAAUAUAUUACGUUCAUUUGGUGCUGCCAUAUUUUUCCUUCUGUCCGGGAUGCAUAUGGUUGGGUCAUAUGGAAUUGCGUUAUUUUUUUGUUGGCUUUCUGUAUUUCAGAGUGCGUCGAAGACAAAUGAUUAAGGGCUUGUAUUUUUCGCGAAACGUUUUCGAGACUAGCUGAGAGUUAAAACACUGUAGCAUCGCCUGUUUUUCGUGAUUGGUCGAGUUUUUUUUCAAGUACAUGUCUACUGUCAGCACACCAAUAACAGUAAUUCAGUGCGGAUGCAAUCGCGUCCUGGAUGGCCCGGCCAAAUAAGGCAAUGUCUUUAUUUGCAGUGGCCGCCAAUUAAGGAAGAAACCGCUCGUGCAGGCAUACCUUAUUUCAAUCUAAUUGGCGCUCAAUUUUUUUUUCGCGAAAAGUGUCUGGCCUAACAAUGAGCCAAUGAAAAUGUCAUUUGAAUGUACAGUGGUGUCCGUUUUAGAGGGCCUUCAAAUAAUGCGAAUUUGGCGAGUCUCUACCAACGAGACAAAAUUAAACACGUAAACUUAACUAAUUUAAGAAGCAAUAAAUAAUAAUCUGAGCUGGAGAGGACCGUCAAACCUGAACAAGAAACUACUGUUGUGUUUUCUGCGAAAAUAAAGCGAGACUUCAGGUAGUUAAGGUAAAAAAACUUCCAUAGACGUUUACCGUCUGCAAUAAAGAAGGAAGCCCAUCGACCUGCCGACUGGACAACCGGGCUCCACUUUGUGUGGGACGCCCCGCCUUUGAAACAAAAGACUGCACACCAGUUCAGUGCCUUGCGCGCAUAAGGUCGAUGGGGCACUUGGUUCGCGUGCCUGUGUGAGCCUAUUCGUCUCCUAGCUUCUGUGCGCCUCAGGAGUGUUCGGACGUCUCCAGGUAGAAGGGUGCCUUCAGGAGAUUCUUUAUUUAAAAAACAUAAUGAUUCUCAAGCUAAUGAGAGAAGGGCACAAAAGAAAUGAAUGCUACAUUCCAUUCACUGCGGGUUUUUUCAGCUGGGGCAAUUUUUUUUUGUCGUUUCUCUUGUGAGCACAUUAUGUGCUGACAAUGAGAGUCCAUUUCAAAUUUUUUAAAGGAAGGAAUGUGCAUGCUCUAUCGUCAACCCUAAGUAAUCAAGUGUAUGAAUAGGUAAAUACUAGAAUUAAAAUGUGAUAUUUAGGAGUGAUAUACACAUGCGUUGAGGCUGCUUGUUAGUUUGUUACUUUUAUACUGUGACUGCACUUAAAACAGAUUGACAAUAACCAAGGAACGGAGUAACACAAAGAUACCAGAAUGCCCAGUAUAAUAAUUAUGGUAACCUUUCGGAUGCUACUUUCUUGUUAGUUACUUAUAUUUAUAACAAUAAAUAAUUCUUACAUAUUGUCUUCCAUUCAAUAUCCAUUCAAUUAACAAAAUUUCUCGCAAGAGCUACGGUUUAAAAUUUUACACAGGUAUCUGUUCCCUUGUGUUUUUUCUUUGUUCUCUGGACAUUGUGAAUCCAGUUUUAUAAGUUUAGAUCAGUUCCAUUCAGAGUGGCAGUGUAGUUGUAUGUCGAAUACAGGCAAUAUUGUGUUGUCUUCCUUAGCAGUAAUAUAUGCAGUGAAUAUUCUAAUGUGAUUCCAACAAAGUUAUUUGACAUUUCUAAAAAACAUAAUGGUUAGUAAAAUGUUUUUAUAUUGAGACUUUUCUACGUUACCAUGGCAAAUUUAAUACUUAAAAAAAAUAUUGAACAUUUAAUGUUUUAAUUUAAGGUUGAACAGAAUAUUUUUUUUUUUUUUUUCAAUAGCUGGUUGGUGGAGUUCACCAUAUCAGUAUUGUUCGCUCUUAACAUGUAUUCCAGUAGAUUGUUGUCCGAGAGAUUUUUCAGCUGAAAACAAAAUAAUUUUUGCCUUAACUUCAAAACCACGAAUAAGUAUUUAAUAAAAAAAGAAGUGUAAUUUGUUUUUACUCUGACUUUUUGUCACAAGACCUUUUUUUGUUUGUUACCAAGAUAUUUCUUUACAUCAGUAAUGACUAUUUAUGCAAGUAUGGUUGUUAUUAUUGUAUUAAAAAACUGAUAAUUAUUUUCUUAGUGUGGUAACUGGAAGAAAAUUGGACGAAUGCCUUGUUCCUACUAACCUUGUUUAAACACAGCAAUCAGACUACAAAUUUGUAUUUAGGUAUAUGUAUUUAAUCACACUCAGUAGUUUUUUGUAUUGUAUUUAUCUGCAACUUUAGGUACAGGGCUAAACUUAUUUCAAGAAACAAGACAAUAGUUAUAGUGUUAGGUAAACAAAGAAAUCUUAGCAAAAAUAUGCAUAUGUUAAUCCAGUUCCUUGCCAAAUUGGCCUAUUGUCUCAUGAGCCGCCAUUAGCUUGUCUUGCAAAGUCGUAUCAUUUUAUAAUAAGCCAUUUUUUAAUACUUUGGUUUUUUAUAAAAUAUUUACAUUUUUCUGAAAAACCUUUCAAAAGUGGUGGAAAAUUCAGUUGGUUUAAAACUUGAAAUGAUUAGUAGCAACUGUUCUCCUAGCAUGUAUAUUAGUCUCAAAACACUACACUUUGCUGAAUCAAGGCACUACAAUAUUUAUUUGAGAAUGAUGAUCAUAUGAUUCAUAAGUGCAGUUAUUUUUUCUGUGUGGUUUAUUCUAAAUGUAAAUUUAAAAAAUAACAUUGUGUGGUGAAAAGACUGCUCAAUAUUUGGUCCAAACUUAAGCGGAUUGAAUAUUAUCUUAGGAUGUGCCUUACAUAGUCUAAUCUUAUAAUCUGUAAUAAAUAAAUUGCAAAAAAAUAUGAUUUGAAAGUAGGGAUUUUGAAGCUGGAAAUGUAUUUCGGUUUUUUCAUGUCCUUUACUUUGAUUACAAGUGUUAAGUAUUAAAACAGAAUUUUUUAAAAAAAUAAUCUUACAUUGAUAACAUUAUGCUACUAGUAAAGUACAUAAGCAUUCUGCAUAAUUUUAGAGAUGUGUUCUGUCCUCUGUGUAAUUUCAUCAUAUCAGUUAUUGUAAAUAGUAGUUUAUAUCAAUAAGUGUUUUUGUAUAAAGAAACAUUUAGCAAAUUUCAUGGUUAUAUAUUCCCAUGUCAGCUGCCAUGGAAUUUAACAAGCCUAAACAAAAGCCAAAACAGAUUCACAUUUUUUGUUCAUCCAAAGUGCAUUAUGUUAGUCAAAAAUGCACUUGGUGCAAGGAUGAAACCUACAGUUAUAUGUAUGCUUUUUUUUGUUCCAUUGCUGGAUGUUUUGAAUAUGUUUGUUCUAUCAAAACCAUAGAUUUACUUUGAAACCACUUUAAUUCAAGCAUGAGUUACUUUAUAUACUUUCUGGUGGAUAAAAAGGAAAUCUGUAAAGAUUUGAGUUUUGAAUUAUUUGUAAUUACAGAUUUGUCAUAAUUUUUAUGAUGCAUAAGUUCAUGAUUUCAGGCUACCUUGUCCUUUAAAUUUUUUAGAAUUAAUCAAUUUCAAACUUUUUAAAUUAUUUUUUAAACAUUUUGAUUUUCAGCCAAAUAUUUUGAGGCUACUGGAGUGAUCUUUUCUGUACACUUUGAUAAAAUCAUCAAUGUUUUGCUGUACUGAUUACAAAUGGAAGUGUGAUGCACUGCCAACUUCUCUUGUCAAUGAGAAAUGAGAAAUAAGAAAUAGGUGUCAUUGCAACAACCCAAAGUAUCUUCCUAAAAUACACAUUACCAAGAUUUCACAUGAAAAUAAACAUCCCACAUAUUACUUGAAGCUUUUUGCACAAUCAUCAUGGUGCUCCUCUAAUAGGUACUUGUUUCAAUAUUCCACUGAAAAGUUUUUUUUAUCAUACUUCAAUUUAUGAAGACAACAAAUUCUCUUUGUGCCCUGAAAAUUCCUUCAAUGAAAUUUAUUUGUUCAAAUACCUACAAUUUCCAAAUAAAUAAAAAUAUAUAAAAAAUAUGUAUUAGUUAUUCCAUGCAGCUGUUAUAUAUUUUUUUAACUUGUAUGACUUGUUUUAAUGUAAUUUACAUGCAUAACAAUUUUUGGUUUAUAAGUUAUUGAGGUCUUAUUUAUAUUCUUGCCUGAAGUGUCAAGUGUCUCAUAGGUAAACUGUAAGAUUACUUUAUUUCAGCCUUCAUGAUUUUAAAAAUAUAUGCAGAUAUGUAUGAUCUAUGAAAUGAAAAUUCGUUAACUUUAAACUGGUGCCAAAUUGUAAUCAGUAUUAUAAGCAAUUUUUCCCAUUAUGUUCUAAAAAUUAAAUGAGAAUUUUUAUGCACCAUUAUCCUUGAAGACUGAAUAAUAGUCCAUAUUCUAAAAAAAAGUGAGUAGUUAUUUGUGAUUUUUGACUUGCAGUUUAUGACAGUCACAAAAUUUUAAUGGUAUUACUGAAACCACUUGUACAUUGAAAUGUUUUUGAAAAAAUUUAUAAGAAUAUUAUAUAUAUGAUUUGUGUAAUAUUUUGUGUUGAAGGAGGUACGUAAUAAAGUUGAAACUUUUUGUGGA
Molecule: messenger RNA, 6951 nt
Organism: Bacillus rossius redtenbacheri
Lineage: Eukaryota; Metazoa; Arthropoda; Insecta; Phasmatodea; Bacillidae
Product: innexin inx1-like
Exons: 2
Coding region: 557-1645 (362 amino acids)
Cellular component (GO): gap junction; plasma membrane
Molecular function (GO): gap junction channel activity
Source: RefSeq, a predicted model, not a curated record